Messenger RNA from Sorex araneus (European shrew), 2936 nucleotides. RefSeq names its product survival motor neuron domain containing 1 (gene SMNDC1). Gene Ontology annotation, biological process: mRNA processing; regulation of alternative mRNA splicing, via spliceosome. The transcript is spliced from 6 exons. Gene Ontology annotation, cellular component: precatalytic spliceosome; nucleus; cytoplasm. Bases 846 to 1568 code for a protein of 240 amino acids. The record is from RefSeq and is a predicted model, not a curated record. NCBI's taxonomy places the organism in Eukaryota, Metazoa, Chordata, Mammalia, Eulipotyphla, Soricidae. Gene Ontology annotation, molecular function: RNA binding.
GGCCGGGGCGUGGGCCAGGAGGGCCCCGCUCGGGUGGGGCCCCGAAGGGCCGCCCGCGGGCGCCGAGGCGGCGGGCAGGGCCCGGCCGGGGGCCGCGGCGGGUGGAGCUGGGCGCGGGGUGCGGCUGAAGGACGCCCUUGGCCGCUCGGCGGAGAGGCGCUGCAGGGGGCGCGGGGAGGGGGGCCCGGGGCCUCCGGGCCGGUGGGUCCGGUCUCCCCGGAGGCGGAUGUGAGGGUCUGGGGGCCUGCGGGCCCGGGGCCGAGACGCGGGCGGGCUCGCCCCAGCCCCCCCGCCGAGCGCCUGGGGACGCCCGGGGAGCGUCAGAUAAAGGGCGGGGAGCGCCUCGCCGGCCGCGUCCUCUGCCCGCGGCGGGGUGGUGCGCCCCGGAGACGCGCCGGUUUCCGCGGGAGCGUGCGGCGCCGUGGGCUGCCCCCCCCCCCCCCCACACACGCCGGCUUCAUUUGGGAAACGUGUUUUGUUUUGUUUUGUCCCCCCUCCCCCCGGGGGCUGCCCACCCCCCGCCUCCCGCAGGCACCCCCUCUUGCCCCAGACUGGCCGCGUGCUUGUUUGCCUUGGCUUGGGAAAUCACCAGCCUGGGAGCCGGCGACUCCCGACACGGUGCCCGGUGCCGCCCCUGUUCGGGAGGAGGCGAGGAAGCAGCCCGGCCGCCCGCCGCGGGCCCCUGCCGGCUCUCCAGGUCUCCCCCGGUGGGAUUUAUAAGGGCGUUUUCGUGUUUCGCAGACAUCGCAAGCCUUGAAGUUGUACCUUAGCGUCCAGCUUUUUUUUUUCUCUUCCAAGAGAAUGGCGGUACUGCAUUAAGAUGCGAAACUGGCAAGGGUUGAUUCAUGCAGAUGUCAGAGGAUCUAGCAAAACAGCUAGCCAGCUACAAAGCUCAGCUCCAACAAGUAGAAGCUGCAUUGUCUGGAAAUGGAGAGAAUGAAGAUUUACUCAAAUUAAAGAAAGAUUUACAAGAAGUUAUAGAACUAACGAAAGACCUUCUAUCAACUCAACCUUCUGAAACUCUUACAAGUUCAGACAGUUUUGCUUCGAUCCAGCCUACUCAUUCAUGGAAAGUAGGAGACAAGUGUAUGGCAAUCUGGAGUGAAGAUGGACAGUGUUACGAAGCGGAGAUUGAGGAGAUAGAUGAAGAAAACGGCACUGCUGCAAUCACGUUUGCUGGCUAUGGCAAUGCUGAAGUAACACCAUUAUUGAACCUCAAGCCUGUAGAAGAAGGAAGGAAGGCAAAGGAGGACAGUGGCAGCAAACCCAUGUCAAAAAAAGAAAUGAUCGCCCAGCAGCGUGAAUAUAAGAAGAAGAAAGCUUUGAAGAAAGCUCAGAGAAUAAAAGAACUUGAGCAGGAAAGAGAGGAUCAGAAGGUGAAAUGGCAACAAUUCAACAACAGAGCAUAUUCUAAAAACAAGAAAGGCCAGGUAAAGAGGAGUAUUUUUGCUUCACCUGAGAGUGUAACUGGCAAAGUUGGAGUAGGGACUUGUGGAAUUGCUGAUAAACCUAUGACGCAGUAUCAAGAUACCUCUAAAUACAAUGUCAGGCAUUUAAUGCCUCAAUAAGAAAAACUGUUGGAUUUCAUCUCCGCAGGGCUUUACAUUUACCUUUUUAUCCUUAUAUUUUUCUAAAGGUAAAUUAUUUGUUAGAUGAGUAAGGAAAAUGCCAUUGUUGUUCUUUUAUGACUUAAUAGAAUGAAACUUGAAGAAAUUCAUUUGAUAACUGCUAUUCACUCAACUUUUUUUUUUAUUACUACUACACAGUUUUCUCCAAGUUUGUUGGUUAAGCAACCUCUCUAGGUAGAUGCUGCAUAAAUACAGCACUUAAAUGAAUUGGUUUUCCUGAUACCACUUCAUGGAUGGUACAUACUUUUUUAGAUUUUAAGUUGGAAUUUUCAGAUACUUUAAAAACUUGCCGCAUAUCCUAGCAAUUCAAUGGAGAACAUCAAGGCAAAACAGGAACCAGCUAAAAAGAUCUUUUUAAUCCUUCAAGUUAAAACUACUCAUUACCCAAGUAAGCCUAGGUUGGUUUGUAAAUGGCAGAGUUUUUCUUUCAAUAACUUGUUUCCUAUUAAGUCGUCUUUCAAAUGGAUCCAGCUCUAUUAUUCAUUUCAUUGAGUUUAGUUUUAUGUAAGAAACCAUGUUUAGGACCAGUUCUUGAUGGGCUUUUGGGGGUGGUUUGGUUUGGUUCUUGUGUGUAUGUUUGCUUUUUUCCUGCGUUGAUCUUUACUUAAUGGUAGUGGUACCAGUUUUUGGAUGUGUAAUGUUUAUAUGAGAAAACAAAAAGAUGAUGUAUAGCCCUGUAUACACUGUAGAUAAUAUUUUUGUAAAAAAAAAAACAAAACAAAACAAAAAACCAAGGCUGAAUUAAUGAACAAGAGUACUGAAUAUUUCAUCAUUAAAAUUUGACUGUAUUUCUUGUGCAUUAAUCUGACCAGUCUCCCUGUAUAUUAUGUUCAUGUAGCUGAGUUUGUAAUUUUUGUUAACUAGAUCAAGUUGUCAGCAUUUGUUGGUGUAAGUGAACAUUACAGUUACAUCCUGAGUUUAGUUUAAGCCAAAUAUAUGCAUAGAAAAGCGUCUUCCAGUUCAUGGAAGAUGAUGAUUUUUAGGACGUGUGUUAAUUUCAGUUUUUGUAUGUUUAACUUUUACUAAAUAAAAUGUUUCUAAACUCUCCAGGGUGUGUUCACAAACUUUAGCUGCCAACAGUGAUCUAGUAAUUAAGCCUCAUUGUACUUGCACACAUCAUUUCCAUGGACGAGGAUUGAGUGUGUGAUAAAGGUUUCCAUAAUUCUUUUGUACACUUUCCAAUAAACUUAAGAAAUUGGGUCUUAGAGGACACACUAGUUUUAUAUAUUAAGGACUGUGUUGUAUAUAGAGAUGCUUGUAAAUUUUUGAUAGAAGGGGAAAAUAAAGACUUUAUUUUGUGAAUUUAAA